AUGGCAGCCUUGCAGUCAGUGCAAAUAUGGACUCCGUCACAGAUUGCCCCAACAUCUACCUCUGCAUCAUCUGCCGCUCAAGGCUUCAAUGCUACUUCGUCUUCAGACGUACAGUUCACAAAUCCUUUCAGGAGCAAAGCGCAAUCUCCUGCGCCAGCGACCAAGAAGCCCAUGCAGCAAGAGCAUAUCACAGCACCUGAGGAAGAUCCUCUCGAUGCUUUAUCCAGCGAGCCAUUGGAUUCCAGCCAGUUUCAAUCCGAAGUAGGUGGUAUCAUUGAAAAUCCCACUAUCAGUGUGACGCGACCGCUAUGUGUAGCAGAUACGGAUCCGCGGAAAACCAUCUUCAUUGUACAGGUACGAGCAAGCUCGGGUGCUACUGCCAACGUAGCUCGUCGUCUAUUCAAGAGACCAGCAGAGAUCUGGGAGGCCUAUAUCCGAGCCUAUCCGCUUCCUGAAGGGACAGAAGCUGUUAGGUAUCGCCAGAAAGACACCGAGAGGCUUGAACUGCAUGCGUAUGGCUACAUUUUCUCCCAUCAAUGGGGCCACAAGGCCAGUGCAGAGCUAUUGAUCCGCGACAGCGACGAUACCCUCGCCCGCGAAAUUCUCGACCUCACUGACGAGCAACCGCUACACGUAGUGGUCAUUGGGACAGGUAUCGACGGCCUCUCUGUCAACAACACGUCGUGGGAAAAUAUGCACAAGCGAUGGCCCAAAGCCACUUUCGAGCUGUGUCUCAUGGUUCCAAACAACUCCCAGUAUCUGACCAAGUUCCCACAGAUAGUCUCAGUGUACGACGACUACUUUACAACAAUAAGGGUGCAGACUUCUGAUCUGGCUAGCGCAUUCGAAAUGUCACACUUUGAUGAAGUCAGGGCCGCAAAUGCGUCAACUCCAAGGAAUAAAGUGAUCAUGCUGCUUUUUCUGCUUACCGAGUUCGUAAGCACAGAAAAGUCGAACUGGACUCGCACGAGACACGCGGCGCUCCACAGAGAUCUGGAGAUUGCGACCCUCGCUAAGACCCUGGGCUUACGCAAGGUAUCAAGGAAUCUCGGUUUCCAGUUGAACGGUGGCUCUUCUCGGUCUGAUGAUGCCGGCGAACCUCAAAAGAAGAAACGCAAGACGAACGUCACUCCUUCGGUCUCGGUUAGUAUCGAUGAUUCCGACACCGAUUACAACGAUGAUUCCGGCGAGGAUUCUGAUUACAAUGAACCACCGAUCAAGCCUACACGUGUCAUGCGCUCUGAUCAACAACGCGGGUCACACAAGACAACAUAG
Messenger RNA from Alternaria ethzedia, 1275 nucleotides. RefSeq lists its product as uncharacterized. NCBI's taxonomy places the organism in Eukaryota, Fungi, Ascomycota, Dothideomycetes, Pleosporales, Pleosporaceae. The transcript has a single exon. The record is from RefSeq and is a predicted model, not a curated record. Bases 1 to 1275 code for a protein of 424 amino acids.